Dendrobium catenatum is the source of this 1759-nucleotide messenger RNA. Its product is annotated as CBL-interacting protein kinase 16. The transcript has a single exon. NCBI's taxonomy places the organism in Eukaryota, Viridiplantae, Streptophyta, Magnoliopsida, Asparagales, Orchidaceae. Gene Ontology annotation, biological process: signal transduction; protein phosphorylation. The coding region runs from base 224 to 1567 and encodes 447 amino acids. The record is from RefSeq and is a predicted model, not a curated record. Gene Ontology annotation, molecular function: protein kinase activity; ATP binding.
CUCCCUAUCCAAUCAUAACUCUGGAGCAUCUCCCCCUCAAAAAAAUAAAACAGUUUUGUAUUCUCUGUUUUAUAAAAACGCCGUCCAUCCGCCCACCGGAAACCUAUGGAGCCCUACCCACACUCUCCGGCGACGCCCACCGUUUCCCCUCCCACAUUUUAAUUAAACUCCCUUCUUCCUCUCCCCCCAACUCUCAACCCAAUCGCAGACAUCGCUUAACACGAUGGUAACCGAUGAGGAUCCCUCACCGCCGGCGACUCCCACCGCCACUUCCGAUCCAAACCGAAAAGUUUUGUUCGGCAAGUACGAGAUGGGCCGACUAUUAGGUCAAGGCACUUUUGCUAAGGUGUACCAUGGCCGGGAUCUCUGCUCCAGAGAAAGUGUUGCUAUCAAAGUCAUCAGCAAGGAUCACAUCCGGCGAGAAUCCUGCUUGUCCGCACAAAUUCAGCGCGAGAUCUCCAUCAUGAGCCUCGUCGGCCACCCCAACGUCGUCGAGCUCAAGGAGGUGAUGGCCACUCGAUCUCGUAUCUUCGUUGUCAUGGAAUUCGUGCGCGGCGGCGAGCUUUUCUCUCUCGUAGCCCGCGGCCGCCUUCCCGAGGUUCUGGCCCGACGAUAUUUCCGACAGCUGAUUUCCGCCGUUGAUUUCUGUCACUCCCGCGGAGUUUCUCACCGGGACCUGAAGCCGGAGAAUCUUCUUCUCGACCUCUCCGGCAAUCUCAAGGUCUCCGACUUCGGGCUCUCAGCCCUUCCAGAUCAGCUCCGGCACGACGGUCUUCUGCAUACGCAGUGUGGCACGCCGGCGUACGUUGCGCCGGAGGUGCUCCGGAGCAAGGGAUACGACGGCGAUCGGGCUGAUAUAUGGUCCUGCGGUGUUAUCCUGUUCGUCCUCCUUGCCGGAUUUCUUCCUUUUCAGCACGAAAAUCUGAUGCGAAUGUACAGCAAGGUGUUCCGCGCGGAUUAUCAGAUCCCGCCAUGGUUUUCCCCUGACGCCCGCCGGCUGAUUUCCCGACUCCUAGUCGCCGAUCCGAAAGCUCGGAUCUCUAUCCCUGAAAUCCUCCGCCACAGCUGGCUCCGCUGCAGCGAUUUCCCGUCGCCGAUCUCGAUUUUACCGCCGAUUUCUCCUCCAGCGGCGGAAUCGGACUCCGAGGGGAAGGAACAAGGCGAUUCGCCCAGAUUCUACAACGCGUUCGAGUUGAUCUCGGCCAUGGCCGGAGGUUUCGAUUUGUCUGGAAUGUUCGAAGGAGAAGGGAGGAGGAGGAAGAAGGGGACAAUUUUCAUGUCGCGUCAAUCGCCUGCGGCGAUCGUGGAGGCGUUAGAGGGCGCUGGAAAGGGGCUAGGCUUUGGAGUGGCGAGGGGUGAUAGAUGGGGGUUUAAGUUGAGGAUGGAGAGGAUAGAAGAGGGGAGAAUGGGAAAGUUGGCCAUUACCGCGGAGGUUUUUGAGGUAGCGGCGGGUGUCGCCGUCGUCGAGUUUUCGAAGAACUCCGGCGAUACCCUCGAGUACGCUAAAUUUUGUGAGGAGGAUGUACGGUCUAGAUUGAAGGAUGUCGUGUGGGCCUGGCCGGGGUGACGGGGGGACCGGCGAUAUCCGGUAUUGGAUAGGUUUUUUUAAUGACGUGCAGGCCACUCGGAUUCUGUGAAUACUGCCGCGUGGCUAGUGUCCUGUGGGACCAAUGGGCUGAAGGAGCUUUGACUUUUUUGUAAAUAUCUAUUUGUGAGAUAUUUGUGACGAGAUGCGCUGGACAUAGAUUAUGUAUAAAAA